This is a messenger RNA of Aspergillus piperis CBS 112811, 1305 nucleotides long. RefSeq lists its product as uncharacterized. The transcript has 3 exons. Lineage: Eukaryota; Fungi; Ascomycota; Eurotiomycetes; Eurotiales; Aspergillaceae. The record is from RefSeq and is a predicted model, not a curated record. The coding region runs from base 66 to 1145 and encodes 359 amino acids.
UCCAUUUUUUAUCCCGACGCGAUUUGCUUAUAGCUUUAAAUUACUCAACCAAGAUAUCCGUUACCAUGAACGACCCCCUGAAACCGUAUCUUAAAUUCUCCGAUGCGGACCGACAAAACUUCUAUACUGAAAGCCCGAAUUUGAAUCUCGUUACAGUGACUAUCACGCGAUCCAAGGAGCACCAGGAACCCAAGCCAUGCUACUUCUACUGGUCCCCAAGCACCGAUGAAGGAUUCAGGGUCUUUCGUGACUCGUCCAGUGAGGGCCUAAUGGAGGUGGAGGUGCAGUCAGAUUGCUCCUCACCAAUAACGCGGCAAUCAAACCCUCUUCACCUCUGGUACUUGGGUGCGGAUGAUGAAGCCGUGUCGUGGGAUAUCCCUCUUGGGGAGAAUAUAUGUCGAUCCGUUAUAAAAAGUGAAUGGAUCAAAUACGAGCUCUUCUGGCCCGGAGGUGAGGUGCAUUUCUGGGAUUGGGGAUCGAAGGAUACAAAUGAAGAAACGUUGGAAGUCACGGCUGGAGGCGAAAUCGACCCCGAUGACACUGCCUGGAUGCGCACGAUGCUCCUUCAGUUUAAUCGAAGCUCCCCAGGCGUGCCGAUAUUCAGCCUCGAGAUUGAAGGCCCGCCGACAUGGAGAAUCCAAGAGAGGUGGCCGUUGACUUGGAAGCUUACCUACCACGGGGUAUCAGGAGACGAGACCCCUCGACCGAUUACUUUCUCAGUGGGCGACUUGUAUGAUUGGGAGGUAUCUUGUUUCUAUCGGCGUAGCCAGGAUACUGGAGAGUGGGAGUCCUGGCGCGGCGAUGGCGUAUGUGGAUACGGUUUGUUUGAGGAUGAAGAGGUUCCACGAACAGUAGGUACAAGCGACGGUUUUAUGUCUCUACAGCCCAACGAGACCUGGACUGAAGUACAAAAGCUUGACACUAUGGUUGAUCUACCAGAAGAUGCUCGCGAUGGAGAGGUCAUGCGACACCGAUUCAAGGGAUGCAAGUGGACUUGGUGGGAUUGGGGAACAAAGGAGGAUCAUAUGGACACUAUUGUAAUGGUAGUUGGAUUCGGGGUGAUCACUAAGCCAGCUGACAAUGACGGACGGCCGGAGGUGGUGGUGCCGGCUUCGAAUAUGGUGGAGUUUACAGCUGUGAACUAGAAGUUAAGACAAUUGAUUGUUCGAUCAAUGACUUAGCGUCGGGUAUGAUAUAGCCAUCGUACCCCCUUCGAGUCACUAAUAGUACUAGCCGGUAGAAGGAGAAGCUCCCUUCUCUAGCUAUUCGGAUUGUAUGUCUAUAUAGAAUUACCUAACGAUUGAG